Cheilinus undulatus (humphead wrasse) is the source of this 3356-nucleotide messenger RNA. It is a transcript of the gene ifrd2, whose product is annotated as interferon-related developmental regulator 2. The transcript has 13 exons. The coding region runs from base 524 to 1888 and encodes 454 amino acids. NCBI's taxonomy places the organism in Eukaryota, Metazoa, Chordata, Actinopteri, Labriformes, Labridae. The record is from RefSeq and is a predicted model, not a curated record.
UCGGCGCUCUGAUCCCCCGGUCAACCACACCGGUCUACCGGUCUAUUCAGUCGUUACUGAGGGGAAGAUGGUGGACUUGGCGACGGCAGCGUGCUCGAAACUCCGCCCCAAACACUUUGGAAAAGACUUGAUAUCUAAACCUAGUAUAAGAUAUAGAUUACCUGGGGACAAUCAUAGAUAAUACACAGUUAACAGCAGUCGGAGACGUUAUUUUCGCCACCAGUGAACUGUUUAUUUGGAGACUGAAAAAGCGGGGAGUUGGCGGAGCGUGGUGGUGGUUGGUGCUAACAGCCGUUAGCCAAAGUGUCAACAAGAGUGUGAAAGGAGGUGAAACUGUGGGACCUUUUCAAACAGUUGUCAAGAUAAACCACGAAGACUAUAUAGGCUUCUGCUGCUGCUCUCAUCGCAUCAACUGUCAAAUCUGUGAGGAGCGUAUUUGACACUUGGACUAAAGGCAGGCUAACUUCAGCUAGUUAGCCUCAGCUAACUGUGUUGUAUAUACUGUGAUCAAAGUGCUUCCAAAAUGCCGCGGAGUAAAAAGGGGAAACGUGGCUCUAGCAAGCCGGGCUCUCUUCGUCAGGAGGUUCUUCAGCUGCAGCUGUCGGCUAAGGGCUCACUGAAAGGUAUGAAAAAUGGGGUGAAGGGAGAGAUGGGUGCCAGCGAUGAUGAGCUGACGUCUGAUGUUCUGAGCCACUACAGCAGUGCCAGUGAAACCACCUCUGUGAUGGAUGAAGGGACAGGAGGGGAGCAGGUGGACGAACAGACUGCUCAGGAGGAAACGGAAGAUAAACUCAAGCAGUGUAUAGACAACGUGAUGGAUAAGAGCACAAAGACACGCCUUGCAGGUCUUGAGUCAUUACGACAGGCCUUCUCUUCUAGACUUCUGUAUGACUUCCUGACAGAGCGACGCCUCACCAUCAGUGACUGCCUAGAAAGGAGCCUUAAAAAAGGGAGUGGUGAAGAGCAGGCAGCAGCUGCCACAGUCUUCACUUUGCUCUGUAUCCAGCUGGGGGGAGGAGAUGAGGCAGAGGAGGGCUUCAAGAUGCUUCGCCCAAUUCUCACCGCCAUUCUUAUUGACAACAGUGCCAGCAUUGCUGCCCGGCAGAGUUGUGCCAGAGCGUUGGGAAUGUGCUGUUACGUCUCUGCUGCUGAAGAAGGAGAGGAUUUGAUCAAGUCUGUGGCUCUUCUGGAAAGCGUGUUCAUGUCUUCCUACCCCAACAGAGAGGGAACUCUGCCCACACCCAAACCUGGCAAUUCAAGCCUCCACUGUGCUGCUCUGCAGGCCUGGUCACUGCUGGUCACUCUCUGCCCCGCAUCUCAUGUGACUGUGAUAAUUGACCUUCACCUCCCAAAACUGCAAGCAUGCCUACAGAGCAGUGACGUCAACUACAGGAUAGCAGUGGGAGAGACCAUUGCUUUACUUGUAGAGCUGGGACGAGACAUAGAAGAGGACUUUGAGGUGGAGAACAGUGAAAGUCUAUGUGAAUGUCUGAAGAGUUUAGCAACAGACGGCAACAAACACAGAGCCAAAAACGACAGACGGAAACAGCGGUCCAUCUUCAGAGAAGUGCUUCAUUACAUAGAGAACGAAGACUUCACAGAGGAGAAGAUCAGGUUUGGAGUUGAGAGUGUUUACAUCGACAGCUGGAUGAGGAGGAGAAUAUACGAUGCCUUCAAAGAGAUCCUGGAAUCUGGAGUCAGACAACACUUACAGUCAAACCCACUACUGAGAGACAUCUUUGGACUUGGCGCUCCCCUCAUUCUGGACGCUGCUGUUAAAGCCAAUAAGAUCUCUAGAUUUGAGAAGCAUCUUUUCAACUCAGCUGCCUUCAAGGCCAGGACGAAACAGAGGAACAAAGUCAGGGACAAACGGGCUGACGUCAUGUAGAAGGACAAAAAUGGAGUCAUGAUCGAGGAACUCCCAGGGCUGCAACAAGACGGAUAUAAAACAAUGCCUUCAACAGUUCAACUGUCAGACACAGAGCCUUGACAAACUUUAAACAGGGCUUUAUCACUUGUGCUUUACACCUGCAAAACAUACUCCAGACUGAAAAUAGCCACCAUUUUUACUAUUAAUUACUCUUUGUCCUAGCAGCAGGGAAUCUUUUCACACAUUUUAAUGCACAAUAGCAACAAAAAUGCUCCCCAAAGGUAGCACUGACUAUUCAAAUGUACAACUGUUAAAUGAUGAUAAACCUUUUUAGUGUGAAUGUUAUUGAUAAAAUAAAGAGAGAUGAAGUAUUUAGCCGUAGUAUAAGGGUCAAAUACUUUAAAACUCUAAGACAGAUUUCAGGUGUUACAGUCACUGAAACCCUCUGUGGUGCUAUUGAGUAUUGGUUUCAAUACUCAGCUUGAACUGCUGACCUGUGUCUUUUAAAACUAUUUUUGUGACUCCAGUGGCCACAUAGUAUUUUUUCUGGACAUAACCAGCCCUGGAUAGUCCUUAAAACAUAAUAUCUUAAGCAUCAUCUUCUGUAAAAACAACCUUACAAGAGCCUCUAACAUACUCCUCUGCUUUGGGAUAAUGAUGCCUCAUUACUCCAUCAGUGGCUAAACGAGCUGCCAAACCAGAAACUUACUUUACAAUCAAUGCAACCUUAAAAGAAAUAUGUGUGGUGUUUGUGUGAGUGUUUUAUUUGAGUUUUAUUUAACAUAAUAAAAUAAAACCUUAAAACAUUUAAAAACAGGAAGAUGCCUAAUUAAUAAAAUGAAAUCAAAGAGAUAAUAUGAAAUCAAAGAGUUAAUGUCAUUUUGUACCAAUAUUUUUUGGAGAGGGAAAAAAUGUUUUAACUGUUUCUGGUGGAUAAUUGUAUUUUACUUUCUAAUUUAUUAAAAGAGCAGUACUGUGUGAUUUUUAAAAAACUUAAAAUUGCUAAGAACUGUUUACAGACACAACUAUUGAAAGACGAAGAGUAUAGUUUUUUCUCCGUGUAUAUUUUAUUGCCGGUUAAGUGGGUAACGUGCAUGGAUCGCAGAUAGAAUGUGCAUAGGGAUUUAUGAUACUAUAUUUACUUGAAUCAUGAGAUGUAUAAGGUAUAUGCAUACCACAAAUCAGAGCUGCUUAUCAGAAAAGUUUGGUUGUAUUUCUAAGGAGAUUUUAAUUCCUGAUUGUUGCUGCACUCUCAAAUGUGCUUUUUAUUAUGAAGAAUUUUAAAAAGCACUCUUCACCAGCCACUAUGGGAUUUAAGAUACUUGGUGAUCAAGUUCCAUCUCUAACAAGAUUUUGGUUGCCCUCUAAAGGAUGAAAUCCAACAACAGGCUUUAAAUAACAACCAAACACAAUCUCUGAUCUGGGGCUCUGGUUUUGGAGCACAUGGAUACAAGAUGGAUCAAACAAAAUAAAGAAUAUUUGAGCA